CGGCGGGUCGCCGCAGUCACUCACCUGAGCGCCUCGGUCUGAGCGCGCACGGCCCGCGCGUCCUCCGCCCGCCCGCUCGCCAGCCCGCCCGGCCCUCGACUCAUGUCCCGCCGCAAGGCCGGCUGCUUGCCCCGCCGAGUAGACCCCGCGCCCGCCGCCAACACAGACGACGAGAUGGAGAUGCCGGACCUCGUCAUCGAAAUGAAGCCGGAGCCAGACGUGCGGCCCCUACAGGCCCCGGGGCUGGGGCCCUUCUCCCCGAAGGAAGUGCCCACGCCGGAGCGGUUCGAGGGCGAACCCCGCCGUUCCUCCGGCCCCGUGCCCGUCGGGAGCCCUCUCCACGCCCUCGGCGCGCGGAACCAGUGGGCACUGUGGACGCCGCUGAUCCUCAACCCUCGCGACCGCCAGCCCUGGACCGACAAACACCCAGAUCUGUUGACCUGCGGCCGCUGCCUGCAGACCUUUCCUUUGGAAGCCAUCACUGCUUUCAUGGACCACAAGAAGCUGGACUGUCAGCUUUUCAGAGGCCCCAGCCCCGGCCAGGGCUCAGAACGCCAGGACCCCAAGGCCCUGGGCUGCUUCCGUUGCGGGAGACAGUUCUCAGGGGCCUGGAAACUGCUGCGCCAUGCCCAGUGGGACCACGGACUGUCCAUCUACCAGACGGAGCCCGAGGCCCCAGAGGCCCCGCUGCUGGGCCUGGCAGAGGUGGCCGCCGCCGUGUCGGCGGUGGUGGAGCCGGAAGCUGAGGCCAAGGGCCCCCGGGUGAGCAUCCCCCCGCGGCGGAGCCCCACCUGCCCCGUGUGCGCGAAGACCCUCAGCUCCUUCAGCAAUCUCAAAGUGCACAUGCGCUCGCACACAGGCGAGCGGCCCUAUGCCUGUGACCAGUGUCCCUACACCUGUACCCAGAGUAGCAAGCUCAACCGCCACAAGAAGACCCACCGGCAGCCACGGCCUCAGAGCCCCUUCAAGGCCAAAGCCAGUCCAGAACAGGCCUCUGCCACUGCCCCUCCUGAGCCAGCGGCCCACGCCGCGGCCCCGGCCAGCACCCUCCUGCGCAGCAGUGGCGAGAGCGCCGGAGCGGCCGCCACGGCGGGGGUCCAGGAACCCGGGGCUCCUGGUGGUGGGGCGCAGGUGGGCCCCGGCGGGGCCAGUUGGGAAGCUACCACCAAGGAACAGAGAACUGAACCUGCGAAGGGCCCGACGUCCCCCAAGAAGCUGCCAAAGCCGGCGGUCAAGAGCCGCGGGCCCGGGGGCAGCUGUGAGUUCUGUGGAAAGCACUUCACCAACAGCAGCAACCUGACGGUGCACCGGCGCUCACACACGGGCGAGCGGCCCUACACCUGCGAGCUCUGUCCCUACGCCUGUGCCCAGAGCAGCAAGCUCAACCGCCACCGCCGCAUGCACGGCCUGGGGCCGGGCAGCACCCGCUUCGAAUGUCCCCACUGCUGUGUGCCCUUCGGCCUGCGUGCCACCCUGGACAAACACCUGCGGCAGAAGCACCCCGAGGUGGCCGGGGACGCCUGAGGCGCGGGAACGCCCUCUCUGCGGUCCCUGGUACCACCGUUACCGUGCUUGUCGACCUUGGCCUUGGCUCUGCUGCGAGUAAACCUCCCGCCUAGAACACA
Molecule: messenger RNA, 1625 nt
Organism: Prionailurus viverrinus (fishing cat)
Lineage: Eukaryota; Metazoa; Chordata; Mammalia; Carnivora; Felidae
Gene: ZNF296
Product: zinc finger protein 296
Exons: 3
Coding region: 103-1524 (473 amino acids)
Biological process (GO): negative regulation of dendrite development; regulation of transcription by RNA polymerase II
Cellular component (GO): nucleus
Molecular function (GO): DNA-binding transcription factor activity; RNA polymerase II cis-regulatory region sequence-specific DNA binding
Source: RefSeq, a predicted model, not a curated record